This is a messenger RNA of Oncorhynchus gorbuscha (pink salmon), 1647 nucleotides long. It is a transcript of the gene trappc5, whose product is annotated as trafficking protein particle complex subunit 5. The transcript has 3 exons. Gene Ontology annotation, cellular component: TRAPPIII protein complex; TRAPPI protein complex; TRAPPII protein complex. The record is from RefSeq and is a predicted model, not a curated record. Bases 69 to 635 code for a protein of 188 amino acids. Gene Ontology annotation, biological process: endoplasmic reticulum to Golgi vesicle-mediated transport. NCBI's taxonomy places the organism in Eukaryota, Metazoa, Chordata, Actinopteri, Salmoniformes, Salmonidae.
CCCCGGAACAGGAAGUAAAACGUGAUGUUUGCCAAUUGUUCUGUGAAGAACAACAACAGAAAUUGAAAAUGGAGACUCGCUUCACCAGGGGCAAGUCUGCGAUUCUAGAGCGCUCGCUCACCAGACCCAAGACUGAGGUCAGCGUGAGCGCAUUCGCCCUGCUCUUCUCUGAAAUGGUGCAGUACUGCCAGAGUCGGGUGUACUCUGUGUCCGAGCUGCAGGCACGCUUGGCAGACUUGGGUCAAGGCGUGGGGGCCAGCCUGUUGGAUGUGCUGGUGUUGAGAGAGAAGAAUGGAAAAAGGGAAACCAAAGUGUUGAACAUACUGCUCUUCAUCAAGGUGUCGGUGUGGAGGGCCCUGUUCGGCAAGGAAGCGGACAAGCUGGAGCAGGCCAACGACGAUGACAAGACCUACUAUAUCAUUGAGAAAGAGCCCCUGAUCAACGCCUUCAUCUCGGUGCCCAAAGAGAACAGCACGCUCAACUGUGCCGCUUUCACCGGGGGCGUGGUGGAGGCCAUUCUAACACACAGCGGCUUCCCCGCCAAGGUCACGGUGCACUGGCACAAGGGCACCACUCUCAUGAUCAAGUUUGAUGAGGUCGUCAUCGCCCGAGACAAGGCACUGGAGGGCAGAUAGGGUAGAUAGAGUUCAGAGGUAGUAGGAAGUGUGGACUGAGAUGUAAAAGGGAUGUACUGUAUACCCUAUUGGCUGUAUAAUGUAUAGUGCUUCCUUUCCUAUUCCCUAUUCAUUUUAUUGUCCUGACAGAUGUGGAAGAUCGGAGAAAGUACUCACUUUCACUUCCCUAUCUGUUGGCAAGGUCAACAUACUUACUUGAAUAUUGCUACGUGGACGGAGCCAGUUUUUACAACAAUGCAUCAAUUUGUGUACAUGGUUACAGAACUUCCCUACUAUGACUAACCCACUAUAACUACAUUAUACUUCUUCCACUGCCGUAAAUUAACUUUAUGGCAUUUGCAGAAAGUACACAGAUUUUAUUCAGAAACGUUAGCUUUAUGAGUUAUUUGACCUAUUCGGUGCAUUUGAAUCAGUGAGGACAAUGACAUGGAACAAGGAAAGGAAGCUAGUUGAUAGUACGGUAUUCACUAUUUCAAAGGACCUACUCUAAAGGCAGAUGAAAGGGAGGAGUAACAGUAUGGAAAGAGAGGAGUGUGGCUUGAGCAGCUCAGUAGUUCACUAAUGAAAAAACAGAAAUGGUCACAAUUGAAUGCGCUUUAUCCUGGACUGUUCAGCAAGAUCUAAUUUUUGUAAAAAUGGAAUCCCCUGAUUGAACAGAGUUAUCUAGCACUGUACAAUGAUAUGCACUUCGGUCUUAUUUGUAAUAUCUUAUGGGUGGGAAAUGUUACAAUGCUCCCCAUUUUAGACCUGACGAAUCAUUGUGUCAUUGUGGUCCUUCUGUAGCUCAGUUGGUAGAGCAUGGCGCUUGUAACGCCAGGGUAGUGGGUUCGAUCCCCGGGACCACCCAUACGUAGAAUGUAUGCACACAUGACUGUAAGUCGCUUUGGAUAAAAGCGUCUGCUAAAUGGCAUAUAUAUUGUAAAUAUAUGUGUGGCUGCUUUAAUGUUCACAACUUAUUUGGUGCUUGUAUAUUGCUUUGUCAAAAUGUAAAUAAAUACUGUCAAACCUGAAA